GCACCUCUUUUGAGUUCCACCAGCAGUCUGGAUUGCUGGUUCUCAUCCAGCUCUAUAUACCACCACCAUGCAGCCCUCAGCGAGUCAGACAGGGUCCAGCUCCAAUAAGCCCGCUGAUUAUGUGUAUUUUGAACGAACGUCUGCUGGCUUUUCAGACGAUGCCGUUCCUCGGGCUAAAACUGCACAAUUAAAACUGGAACACUAUUACAAGGUGGCUGUCGAUGCUGCAAUUGAACGCAAUACAAGACGCGUAGAGCUUGAAAGGAGGCUGCAGGGCGACGUGCUCAUGUCUGAAGAACGUAAACAACGCCAGCUGAAUCAGCUAGGCAAGAAAGAAUCCACUUUCCUUCGAUUACGACGGACAAAACUGGGGCUGGAUGAUUUUAGGACGGUUAAAGUAAUAGGAAAAGGUGCAUUUGGGGAGGUUCGCCUCGUUCAAAAAACCGAUACUGGAAAAAUAUAUGCUAUGAAAACUCUAAAGAAGGAGGAGAUGUUGAAGAAGGAUCAGCUGGCGCAUGUCCGUGCUGAACGCGAUGUGUUGGCGGAAUCAAACUCUGCUUGGGUGGUGCAGUUGUUUUAUUCUUUCCAGGAUCCGCAAUUUCUCUACCUUAUUAUGGAGUUCCUUCCUGGAGGUGACCUGAUGACAAUGCUGAUCAAAUAUGAUACCUUCUCGGAGGACGUUACUCGAUUUUAUAUAGCAGAGUGUGUCCUUGCUAUCGAAGCUGUACACGCGAUGGGUUUUAUUCAUCGAGACAUAAAGCCAGACAACAUCUUGAUUGACAAAGAUGGGCAUAUCAAACUGUCUGAUUUUGGUCUUUCCACCGGGUUUCAUAAACAACAUGACUCUAGCUACUAUCAGCGACUGCUAGAUUCGGCAAAUGGAGUUCAAUCACCUACUGCUGCUGCUCGAAAUAGCGUGAUGGUCAACGCUAUUCAUCUAACAAUGACCAGCAAGGACCAAAUUGCUACGUGGAAAGCCAACCGGCGGAAACUGGCCUACUCGACAGUAGGAACACCAGACUACAUCGCACCAGAAAUCUUUAUUCAGAAAGGAUACGGCAACGAAUGUGAUUGGUGGUCGUUGGGUGCAAUUAUGUUCGAAUGUUUAGUUGGUUAUCCACCCUUUUGCUCCGAGUCUACCCAUGAGACGUACCAGAAAAUUGUACAAUGGCAAAACCACCUGGCGUUCCCCGACGACGUUCACUUGAGUCGUGAAGCAGAAGAUCUCAUUCGACGUUUGAUUACAUCCCAAGAUAAACGAUUGGGUAUUGAUCAGAUCAAAGUUCAUCCCUUCUUUUACGGCGUAGACUGGGACAUCAUACGCCGAAUCGACGCACCGUUUGUUCCACAUCUUCGGUCUAUAACCGAUACUUCAUACUUCCCUACCGACGAACUGGAACAAGUACCAGAAGAAGCAUCCGCGUCCGAAGCUGGGGAUGCUCAGAAAGAUCUUGCUUUCUUAGGAUACACUUUCAAACGGUUCACAAUCUCUUCCCAUGCGUUCUGAGAGCUGUUGGGGAAGAAUGUCAAGACUAUGUACUUAUCUUGCACAUAUAUACACAUAUAUAGGAGGACUUUGUUGUCGCAAUGCAUUUGGUUUACUAUU
Messenger RNA from Serpula lacrymans var. lacrymans S7.9, 1606 nucleotides. RefSeq lists its product as uncharacterized. The transcript is spliced from 8 exons. Lineage: Eukaryota; Fungi; Basidiomycota; Agaricomycetes; Boletales; Serpulaceae. Gene Ontology annotation, cellular component: cytoskeleton; cytoplasm. The coding region runs from base 68 to 1507 and encodes 479 amino acids. Gene Ontology annotation, molecular function: ATP binding; protein serine/threonine kinase activity. The record is from RefSeq and is a predicted model, not a curated record. Gene Ontology annotation, biological process: peptidyl-threonine phosphorylation; actomyosin structure organization.